GAAAUAGUUGAUGAUAAUAAUGAAGAAAGUUCAGAGACAGAAAAAGUAAAAUUCUACUAUUUUCCUAUAGAUAAAUAUAAAGAGUGGAUAAAAAGAUUUGAAAAAGCAAGUCUUAGUUAUUACUGA
Messenger RNA from Cetraspora pellucida, 126 nucleotides. Lineage: Eukaryota; Fungi; Glomeromycota; Glomeromycetes; Diversisporales; Gigasporaceae. The record is from the annotation of a GenBank genome assembly.